Molecule: messenger RNA, 781 nt
Organism: Alosa sapidissima (American shad)
Lineage: Eukaryota; Metazoa; Chordata; Actinopteri; Clupeiformes; Clupeidae
Product: piggyBac transposable element-derived protein 4-like
Exons: 2
Coding region: 71-607 (178 amino acids)
Source: RefSeq, a predicted model, not a curated record
CUCUCAUCCAUGUUUGCCUUCACUGACUCUUGUGUCAUAUGUUCCGAAGAAGGACAAAAAUGUCAUUUUGAUGAGCACACUACACAAAGAUGCUGCCAUCAGCACAGAGGAGCACUUGAAGCCACACAUCAUCCUGGACUACAACAGAAACAAAGGGGGUGUUGACUGCCUUGACAAGCUUACUGGUACCUAUACCUGCAAGCGCAAGACCGCCCGCUGGCCUGUAGUUGUGUUCCACAACAUUCUAGAUGUGUCUGCAUACAAUGCAUUUGUAGUGUGGACAGCGAUAAACCCAGCCUGGAAUCAUGGGAAACCCUUCAAGAGGAGACUCUUCAUUGCAGAGCUUGGGAAAGCUUUGGCUACUCCUUCUAUUCAUCGACGACAGCACCUACCCCGUACACCAGCAUCUGCCAGUCUGGUGAGGAGUAUGCAGGGCCCUUCUACUCCCCCAUCCCAUCAACCUCAGCAAGUGCAAGCCAAACAAAGGAAGAGGUGUACACUCUGUGCCCCCCGGAAUGUGGAAACUGGCAUCACAUGCCACAGGUGCAACGCUUCCAUUUGCAAGGGACACUGCACCAUGACUGCAAUUUGCCAUUUGUGCGUGUGAACCACCAAUGCAUGCACGCACACACAGAAACACACAUGUGCACCCACUCUCUCUCACACACACACACACACACACAGUUCAUGUUGUCAGUUCAUACUGUUAUGUGAACCAACAAUGUUCGCACACACACACACACACGCACGCACACACACACACAGUUCAUGUUAUCAGUUC